CUAUAUAUUAGUUCUACAUGUUCACUCACCCUCUUAUCUAGAAUUUAAUUCACAUGAUGAUAUCAUAUCUAUUUGAAUUUCUGUUAGUCCUUCUCCUUAUCAUUGCCAAUACAACCCUUUCAGCUUAUAUCCCUCAAUUCUCUCCAUCUUUUGGCAAACAAAUAAUGAAAGAAAAUGCAUGGAAAAACAAAUUAGAUUCACAAUUAUCAUCGACAGAGAUUCAAAACCUAUCUCAAAUAAAAAAAUUCUUGUCCGAUUUCGGCUACCUCAAACAAGAUGUAGAGUGGUUUGACAAUGUUUUAGACAAUGAAACAAUAUCAGCUAUUAAAACCUACCAACAAAAUUUCAAUCUUAAAGUAACCGGCAACAUAACCAUCGAGGUUUUAAAACAUAUGUCAUUUCCACGAUGCGGUGUCCCUGAUUUGAAUCUUGACAAUGGCUUCGAUACACCUAAUGUAGCGUGGCCGAAAGGGAAUAAAUGGUUCCCUAAAGGAAAGAAAAAUCUUUCCUAUGGUUUUCUUCCAGGGAGUGAAAUCUCAUUGGAAAUGAUGAUAGUGUUGAAAAAUGCCUUAACGAGAUGGUCAAAGGCCACAAAGGUAAUUAGUUUCACGGAGACAAAGUACGAUGACGCUGACAUUAAGUUUGGGUUCUACUAUUUCGGCAAUAGAACAGAGGAUGUUAUUGUUGGGUACACUUUUAUUAUUUCGCAACAAAAUUCUAAAAGAAAGUCAGGUGAGAUAUGUUUUGACGGUUCAGAGUCCUGGGUGUUACCAAAUGAUGAUCACAUUUGGUCGUGGCAAAUUGACUUCGAGACUGUGGCAAUGCAUCAAAUAGGUCAUCUGCUUGGACUUGAUCACUCUUUUGACGAAGAGUCUGUUAUGUAUCCUACCAUAUUGCCAUCACAACCAAUUAAGGUGGAAUUAACACUUUCAGAUAACCAAAACAUUCAACAACUCUAUACCCAAUUCAACCCCACUUCUGGUUAUGUUAGGUGUUUUAGUUUCUUUGGCUCCAGUUACGGUCUUUCUUCUUCAUUGUUACUUGGAUUUGUUUUCGCGUUUCUGUUUAAUUAGCUUAUUUAAUUAUAAUCGUUUAAGUGUUUCGAUGUUUAAGUGAUUCACUUUUGUUUAAGUUAUUUAAUUUCUCCCUUUUGGUAAGAUUUCAUUUGAAUAAUUCUCUCUUUAA
This is a messenger RNA of Cicer arietinum (chickpea), 1185 nucleotides long. Its product is annotated as metalloendoproteinase 5-MMP-like. Gene Ontology annotation, biological process: extracellular matrix organization; collagen catabolic process; proteolysis. NCBI's taxonomy places the organism in Eukaryota, Viridiplantae, Streptophyta, Magnoliopsida, Fabales, Fabaceae. Gene Ontology annotation, cellular component: extracellular matrix. Gene Ontology annotation, molecular function: metalloendopeptidase activity; zinc ion binding. The record is from RefSeq and is a predicted model, not a curated record.